Molecule: messenger RNA, 968 nt
Organism: Xenopus laevis (African clawed frog)
Lineage: Eukaryota; Metazoa; Chordata; Amphibia; Anura; Pipidae
Gene: cd63l.L
Product: Novel Trtraspanin family protein loc733535 [provisional] L homeolog
Biological process (GO): cell migration
Cellular component (GO): membrane; plasma membrane
Source: RefSeq, marked predicted
CUUGGUUAGAGUGUCAGCUCAUGCGUCAAGCCAAGGGGUGCUUUUGUCACUUGAAGUUGCACUGUAGGGAAAAUGGAAAAGAUUAAUCUUAAGGAAAAACUGCAGUGCAUCAAGGUUGGACUUCUGUUUAUAAUCCUGUUGUUCUGGGUGACAGGGGUGGUGCUUAUCUGCCUUGGUGCCUCUGUUCAGCUGAGACUGACGGACAUCUCUGUGGUCCUGUCUGAAACGUCUUCUGGGGCCCCGUUGGUCCUCACAGUAACAGGAAUUCUCAUCUUCCUCUUAUCCGGCUUUGGGGCAAUUUCUGUGCUGAAAGAAAAUAAUUUUCUUAUAAAAACAUUUAUAGGGAUAAUGCUGGUGAUCUUCAUCAUUGAAAUUAUUGUGGGGAUAUCUGCCUACUCCUACAGAGAAAAGCUACAAACUGACAUUUCCAGGAGAUUUCAGCAGAUUCUCAGUAAAUACGGAACUGAUGGGCAACUCACCCGGAGCCUGGACUACGUGCAGCAGGAGUUCCGCUGCUGUGGGGCAAAGAACUUCACAGACUGGAUGAAUGUCACAGUUGCCCUGUUUUCAUCCUCUGUGCCCAAGAGCUGUUGCCGCAAAGUCACCCAGAAAUGUGGAGAGAAGGUGAUGGAGCAUCAAGAUAAGAUCUUCCUGGAGGGUUGUGUCACCAAAAUGAAAACGUGGAUCUCGGAACAUGUUAAUGUCAUUGGAGCAGUGGGUGUGGGACUGGGGUUUGUACAGCUCUUCGGGAUUCUCCUGUCCUUUCUGUUGGUGAAGAUCCUGCAGGAGAAUUAUGUGUCACUGUAACCUGUGGUGGGAGGAUCCAGCUCAGGGUGUUGCUUGGGUUCAAUCAUAAAAUAUUUAAUUUAAAGGAACUUUUCAGAGCAAGUGCCCAAAUAUAGGCAGUCUGUAUUUUGCUUUAUUGACUGUCAUUGGAUAAUAGUUAUUAAACACAAUCUGUCUUCAAA